AUGCCUCUAAGGUGGAUCAGCGUCAUGUGGGUGAUCAUCCAGCCAGGCUGGGUCCUCCUCCCCUGGGCCGCACCACCACCCCUGAGCCUUAACCUCCCCCAGUCCGGGUUUCAGGUGAAGAAGAAGAGUGGCUUCCAGAUAACUAGCGUGACCCCAGCCCAGGUCUCUGUUAGCACCAACAACAGCACAGCAGACGACACAGAGAGUUAUGAUGACAUGGAUGAAUCCCACACAGAGGACCUGUCCUCCUCUGAAAUGCAGGAAGCGUCCGUAUCUCGGGACACCGGCGUCCCUGAGAGGAGCUCCUCGGACGAGACCCUGAACAGCCCCCAUGGGGUGGAGACCCCAGGCGCAGCGUCCCCUAAUGAACCCCUGAACCCUCACUCCCUACCCCAGGACCCUCCGUGCGAACCCCUGCAGCCUCAGGACCCUCCACAGCCUGGUAACAUGGAGAAUGGGACUGUGCAUCAUCUGCAAGAGAAUGUGGUGCCAGCAGCCUUUACUGUCUCAGUGGCAGGGGGGAGUUCCUCUGAAAUGGCUGGGCCCAACCAGACCCAGAUGGGGCAGGGUAUGGUGGAGAAUACCACCGCCCAGGUCUCUGUUACCAUCACUGCUGGGCCAGGCAUGGAUGUGUCAUCUAUAGUCAGUGGUAGUGGUGUCCCUCCCUCUGCGGGCCCUGUAAUCUUUGACAGUAGUGGAGGCCGGCAAGGGACAUCCAGUGGAGUAGGGGCUCUCCCUGGAGGCACAGGGCCCACCAAUAGCACUCAGAUUGGGGUGUCAGUAGCAGUGGCACAGCCUGUGACCUCCAGCACCCAGACACAACAGACCCAAGCCACACCGGGGUCUCGCUUCAGAGUGGUGAAGCUGGACUCUAACUCAGAGCCGUUCCGCAAGGGAAGAUGGGUAUGUACAGAGUACUAUGAGAAGGAGCUUCCCCCUGCCGGGCCCACUUCUGACCCUGCACCCAGCGCUGCCGGCCCAGAGAGCCAAGCAGGGAAUGGAAGUGUGGUGGCCGGUGUUGUCCAAUACAGAGGCACAGAGAUGGGAGCAGUGGCACCCCAGACCUUUCAGCCAUACCAGCACCAGGACUACACCAGCCCUGAGACUGUCCAGAACUCUCUGCAGGCCCACAUGGUCCCUCAGGACCCUAACCCUCUCCUGUUGCAGCAGACCAGCAUGGUCCCCCUUGGUACUCUACCAGCAGCCCCCCAGGUGAAUGCCCAGGGCGCUCGGAGUCAGGCCAUGCCCCAGCAGAUGCCCUAUGAUAUGGAGCAUGCCCAGACAGGCUACCCCACGCCCCAGCUCCCAGCGGGGCUCGUGAGCCAGACAGGCAGCCGGCCUCCAGACUUCAUUCAGCCUACGGCUCCUCUCCAGUCCCAGGUCCUCCCCCACACCCUGGCUGUCCCUCAACCCCUUCUGAGUCAGCUCCAGAACCUCCCAGCUCAGCAGCUGCACCCUCAUCCCCAGCACCCCUCCGCCCCUUUCGUGACCACACUCCGAGCUGACCUCCAGCCCCUCCUGACUCACGGGGUGCCCCUCAGCCACACCAGCCUGGCCCAAAGCGGGGCUCUGUACGGGGGAAGCAUCCCCACCCUAACGGCAUCCCAGCUGGAGGAUGCCCAGAGGCUGCUGUUCAAACGCCAGUCCCUGCUGACGCUGCCCCGGCUGGGGGCUGCAGGAGGAGGCAUGGCUGGAGAUGCCAGUGCCUUAGUGGCCGCUGCUGCAAGCCUGAGGACACAGUCUGCAGAUGGAGAGGAGGACAGCUCUUCUGGUGCCAGUUUGGUGGCCAUCGACAAUAAAAUCGAACAAGCAAUGGACCUGGUGAAGAGCCACCUGAUGUAUGCUGUGAGAGAGGAGGUAGAUGUGUUGAAGGAACAGAUUAAGGAGCUGGUCGAGAGGAACUCCCAGUUGGAGCAGGAGAACAGCCUGCUGAAAACCCUGGCCAGCCCAGAGCAGAUGGCUCAGUUCCAGGCUCAGGUCCAGCCCAGCUCUGGCUCCCCGACAGGGACCGGCUCCUCUAACCCUCAGCCCCUGCCGUCCUCACAGAGCUCUGGGACCUCUACAUAGCCCCCCCUCCUCGGAGAGACGUACGCAGGGAGGAGGAGGAGGGAGGAGAAUAAUCCUCACUGUGAUCUGACCUCAUGCAAAGCAACAAGAACCACUAUGGCUGAAACAAGGAGAGACCGCUACAAAAAUAAAAUCAUGUUUUGCACAUUUUAUUUAACUGACCAAAGACGAUGAUGGACACUUGUGUGUCAGGUGAUCUCUUAGCUUGGGAUGCUUCAGACGAUCGCCAUGGAGACCAGGGAGGUGAAUGGAACAGAGGGACAGUUGUCAUGGAGAUGAAACAGACAACACCCGCUACACUGUCUUCAGAUCUCUGCAGUGACUGUUGAAUUGUGCCGUUGCUGCCAUUUCUUUACAUUUUUUCAUUUUGUUGUCAGUGUUGGAUUAUUACCUAGCUGUGAAUUGAAUCAAAGAAACAGAAAUGAGGUGCAUUAUCUGUAGGGACCAUUAAAGAGGAAACCAGACCCAUCUGGUAUGGGGUGCAGAGUGGAACAUACAGGGCAUUCAGAAAUAAAGUCAGACCACUUUAGUUUUUCCACAUUUUGUUGCAAAACAGUUUUUUUUUGUAAUUUUGUAAUA
Messenger RNA from Salmo salar (Atlantic salmon), 2646 nucleotides. The record is from RefSeq and is a predicted model, not a curated record. Lineage: Eukaryota; Metazoa; Chordata; Actinopteri; Salmoniformes; Salmonidae.